This is a messenger RNA of Trematomus bernacchii (emerald rockcod), 1861 nucleotides long. Its product is annotated as periphilin-1-like. Gene Ontology annotation, cellular component: nucleoplasm. The transcript is spliced from 10 exons. Gene Ontology annotation, biological process: protein localization to heterochromatin; negative regulation of DNA-templated transcription; negative regulation of gene expression, epigenetic. The record is from RefSeq and is a predicted model, not a curated record. Lineage: Eukaryota; Metazoa; Chordata; Actinopteri; Perciformes; Nototheniidae. The coding region runs from base 212 to 1384 and encodes 390 amino acids.
GAGCGUCCAUGCUAGGGGUUUGUUUUGGUUCUCCUUUGCAGAUCCACGAAGAAAACUAUUCGAUUGUCGAGUAACUUUUUAAGAUUAAUUGUUUUUUUAGCAAUAGGAUAAAUAUGUAAAACGCACUUGGUGACCAGGAGUAUUACGAUCAUUAACAGGUCCAUCAUUCUCUACUGUGACAUAUUGUGAAUACCAGACAGCAAACCAAAUCAUGGCAUAUCGCAAUGGCCGAAAUACACUUAGAGAGAAAUAUGAAGAGUGCAUUUUAGCGGAUUCGAGAGAGGUGACAGUCCAUCGAGUUGUCAAUAUUGUGGAAAAGGGGAACUCCAUGCCUCGGACAAAUGUGAACUAUGGUUCUAAAAGUUCGAAUUUUUCAAUGUGGAAUGAUGGUCCUCGGAAUUACCAGGACAGUUACCCAGCGAAUGAUCGUCGAUAUUUUGAUGAUAAUUCAAACAACAACAAUUUUCGCAGAAAUUCCUCACCUCCAAGAAAUGAGGACCAUUAUUCCCAGCAGCCCUAUGACAGAGAUGAUUUAAGGCACCAGUUAGCCUCAAGGAGCAAUAGAAGAGGCGCUCCCUAUUUCCGCGGCAGAGGUCGAGGGUCAGGCCCUCCUUUAAGUAGAGAAGACCGUGACGAGUACAGACGCACUCCUCUACCUAAAGGAAUGAAACGGGAACGCUCUCCUGGACGAAGGGAAGCACACCCACCUGUACCUGUCCGCUCGCUAUCUAACACCAGCAGCAGGAGCUUCUCCCCCGACAGGGAGAGGAAUUUAACCUACCAGCAGUCUCUGCAAAAGCAUAAGACCAGUGCGAGCCACACUCCCAGCCCCUCUUUUGAGGGGUCUCCUCACAGCUCUGGAUCUGCAAAGGAAAAAGCUCCUGCAUCUGUAGCGGAGACGGAGGAGUUGGUGGAGGCCAGCAUGGAGGCCAGCAUGGAGGCCAGCUUUGAGGCCAGCGUGGAGGCCAGCGUGGAGGCCAGCGUGGAGCCAAGCGUGGAGCAAAGCGUGGAGCCAAGCGUGGAGCCAAGCGUGGAGCCAAGCGUGGAGCCAAGCGUGGAGCCAAGCGUGGAGCCAAGCGUGGAGCAAAACGUGGAGCCAAGCGUGGAGCAAAGCGUGGAGCCAAGCGUGGAGCCACAGCCGACACCAGACCAAGACUUCAAGGCUCGCCGGUCGGAGGCCAUUAAGGCUAAGGCUCUGGAAAUUGAGAAGCAUUACAGGCAGGACUGUGAGACAUUUCGCACAGUGGUGAAGAUGUUGGUGGCCAAGGAACCCACCUUGAAUAGUUUGCUACAGGCUCCGCUGGAUAAUAAUCUUCUGGAGAUCAAAGAGCGCUGCCUUGAUGCCCUCAGGCACUUUGUGAAGGAGCUGGAUGAGGUAUUAUAGUAGCUGUACAACUCAGCAGAAGCUACAAGUCAAAAAAUGUGUUCUUUACAUGUAUUUAAAACCUGUAUUACAUUCUUUAACCAACAAUUAGUAACAGUGAUUCAUGAACCAUGUUAAAGAAAAACUGUCAAAUAUGUUUUUAAAUGUCAAUUGUCUUGCUUUGUCUCAUUGAUAAAUCUACUGAUUAAUGUAAUAAUGAAACUUUCCAAUCAAAUCACGUGUAUCAGUUAGUGAUAUGAAGUGAAUUCUACUAUCUGUAUUUCUUGCAAAUCAAGACAAAGAGUGCAACUAACACGAACUGUAACCAGUAUUCUCAAACCAGUAUCGAAGGGUCAAACUCCAAUAAUGUUUCUCAGAUGUUUUUAUUUUAUUAUAUAUAACAUUUACUGACUUUCUAUAUAUAGAACAUGCAUUUGUAUUGUCUUUUAGAUGUCUUUUUAGUUACACUUUUAAAUAAAAGCUGAGGCAUUAAAUAUA